Molecule: messenger RNA, 864 nt
Organism: Cannabis sativa
Lineage: Eukaryota; Viridiplantae; Streptophyta; Magnoliopsida; Rosales; Cannabaceae
Exons: 2
Coding region: 202-864 (220 amino acids)
Molecular function (GO): protein binding
Source: RefSeq, a predicted model, not a curated record
AAUUAUCUAUUUUGAUUUUAAAAAUUUAAUAUCUUGUAAUGGGGGUAAAAUAGUAAAAAAUGUUGUUCCAUUGUUAAAACAGAGUACUAUAAAAACCUCUAUAAAUAAAUAACAUAUAAUUCAUAGAGACAAAAUCACAAUCUAACAGAAUAUUAUAAUUGUAGAACUGAGACUGAGAGUUGAAAAAGAAGAUAAACAACAAUGACAAUGGAUCAAACAUUCCAACACCGAACAAGAAAAGAGAAGAAAAACCAGAUUAUGAAAUACCACAAAGAAGAGAAAGAUGAUGAUGAUCUUGACAAUGAAAGUGAUUAUGAAAAUCUCCCAGAACAUGUUUUGUACAAAACUUUCACCAAUUUGCAAUUUGAUCUUGAAGAAGUGAGGUUAGUUUGUAAAAGGUGGUUUAAUUUGAUAUCUUGUACCAAUUUCAUCAAUCAAAAUUUCCUUCAAUCAAAACCUUCAUUGUUGAUCCAAAGUACAUCUGGGGUUAGAAAGAAAUUCAAGUCAAAACUGCUAGAGCUAGCUGAUGAUGAUGAUGAUGGUCAUCUUGAUGAAGGGCUGAGAUUUAAUGUGACAAAAUUUGGUAUGACUAGAAUGGGAAAAUUUAGGUCAAGUUGUAAUGGUUUGAUCUUACUUGAACACACAAAGAGAUUUGGGUAUUAUAGGACAACAUGUGCUCAUCAUGGUGGUUAUGUCUAUAGAGAACGUCCAAGAAUAUAUGGUAUGAUUGUGACUAAUGUGAUGACCAAGACUCAUAUUAGUCUCCCAAUUUGCCCAUCUAAAUGUACACAUUUAAGAUGUUGGCAGGAUCCUCCUCUAAGGUGUAAGCACAAAAAUCUGAACCAAAAGUUUUUUCUACUCUAG